Messenger RNA from Cladocopium goreaui, 1524 nucleotides. Lineage: Eukaryota; Dinophyceae; Suessiales; Symbiodiniaceae. The record is from the annotation of a GenBank genome assembly.
AUGUCGAAGUCGCCGGCUUUGGAUGUGGAAGGAGUUUGGAAAGAAUGGGAUGCAGAUGAGGAGAUUAGGGAACUCCUACGUAGUGACAAGCCUGUUUUGCCCAAUCCGGUUUCUUGUGACAUUUCCAGUUGUGUCAAUAUGCGGGGUCUUCUGGCACCUUUGUUGUCACGUAUGGCCCUACAUGAAGAUCGUCGAUUACCUCCCGUUGACGAUUUGAGAUCCGAGUUGGAACUUCUGUUCAAAAAAAACAAGCAGGGGUUGGAAUUGGAAUACCUUGAACUUUCCAAAAAGGCAAUGGCAGUGAAAAAACUGUGUGGCCAUGUGAAGACCAAGACCCGCCGUGCCAACAAUCAUGAACAACAUGGCUUUCCACAUGUUUUUCCACAUCAGGACACACGAGCUGAUGAUGAGGAUGCCUGGGAUGAUUCCAGCUCAUCAAGUUCAAGUUCGGACACCGAGCAGGAGAACGAACCUGAACCUGCUGAAGCUGCUCCGGUUGUAGAGAUCCCCCCUACGGAACCUUUGCCUUUGCCUAGUCCCGCUGUUCCAAAAGAAACCCCACCUACGGAGACUGCAGAGCCCAUCCCUUCCGAAAAGACUGGACACGGUGAGAAAACGGAGAUCAUGCCUGGGUCCAGCCCAGCAUCGCCAGGAACAUGGAUUGACCCUAAGAAGACCCUUAACAAGGCUGAUGCGUUCACGGAAUCCGAGAAUGAGAAUUCCAAGGAAUCGGAACCAUUUUGGACAGAGGAGAUGGAAAAAGAAUGGUUUAAAUGGAAGAAGGGGGCAGGUGCUGAGGAUGUUGACUAUGACGAAACAUGGUAUGAGGGGGACUGGGUGCAGGACUGGAGCCAGCCAUCUGAGGCAUGGGACCGCUAUGCGACGCUAGACAGUGCUGUGUCCAAACACACUUUGAAGAACCAAUCCAAGGAGCCAAGUGAAACACCUUUGGAAAAGACAAUUCCUAAGAAAAAGCCAGGAAAGCGUAGUGAGCCUGCCGCUAAGGACACUGCCACAGCGGUCAGCAAGCAUGACACUGAACAGGACAAACACCCAAAAAAAAAGAAGGUUGAAGGUGAUGAUUGUGAGUGCACAACGCCUGAGGACACAAAGGGCCAGGUCAACUCCAUAGCCAAAUACUUGAGGGUCAUCAAGGGAGCUGGAUGGAAAGUCAAAGGUAAUCAGGACUUGACGGACGACAUCAAACGGGAAUUUAAAAAGGACUUUCCGACCACAGAAGAGUGCCGUUACAACAUCUACUGGAAACUGGCUUCGGUGGGUGUUCAUUUGAAAAGUGAAAAGAAGGAUUUGGUUACUUACUCAGUGCGUGCUGAUGCUGGGCCAUAUCUUCUUCGGCUUCACUCGUGUUUGAAGGCAGCAAGUUUGUUUGUGAACUACGUCGAAGCCAAAUCCCGCCAGCCACGUGACAAGGGGGCCCACUUGAGUGAGGACUCGGACAUUCUGACUCUGAAGGAUUCCCUGAAGUGUUCAGCUUCAAAAGCUUUGAAGCGUGUUUGCAAAUGA